AUGAUCUUGCUCGUUUGUCGGCAAUGUCGACGUGCUACCAUCGGGCGGCGAGGCCUCUGCACGGCUGCUGAAGACAAGUAUCUUGAGCUGAAACAACUGAAGGACAUCAAGAGUGUGAGAUUCUACGAAGAACAAAGCCAAAAACGUCGGUACUUUUACUAUAUAGACUUACAGGGCCGCCUGUUCCUGGAAGACACACGUCCAAAAAAUAUUGCGACGUCACUUAAGAGCGCAAAGUUCUUGCGGUUUUUCUUUUCUCAAGUGCAACCAAACAGCAUUUUGCAGUGCAACGUAAAGGAUGAGGAACAGUUUCUAGACUAUCCCUACCGGUCGCCGUGCGGAAAAGAGACAAAUUUUAUAAAAUGCGCAGACCGACCACUUGUGUUUGAGGACCUGCGCCGGGAUGACAUUAGUGGCAAGUGGAUGCUUUCAUUUGGUGGUGGAGAGCUUGCGAUGCCCUUCCUACCGGACACGUUGCGUAUUUCGCUUUCGACAGGGAGACUUUAUCAUGACGUGGAAACCAAGCAUAUCGCAUCUGGAACAUCGGAGGGUGUCGCUCUUGUCCGAUCGCAACUCGCAGUCGAACUGGGCAAGCACAUUGACGUGCCUAACUUUCCUGAUGGAUACGUUGCUAAGAAGGAUAUCACGAGCAUUGAAGUUGGUGACUUCAAAUGGUGCAACCAACGCUAUGCCAUACAUGCUAUCGAAUGA
Molecule: messenger RNA, 711 nt
Organism: Plasmopara halstedii
Lineage: Eukaryota; Oomycota; Peronosporomycetes; Peronosporales; Peronosporaceae
Product: Protein of unknown function DUF4505
Exons: 3
Coding region: 1-711 (236 amino acids)
Source: RefSeq, a predicted model, not a curated record